This is a messenger RNA of Aphanomyces astaci, 1233 nucleotides long. RefSeq lists its product as hypothetical. The transcript has a single exon. The coding region runs from base 81 to 1232 and encodes 383 amino acids. The record is from RefSeq and is a predicted model, not a curated record. Lineage: Eukaryota; Oomycota; Saprolegniomycetes; Saprolegniales; Verrucalvaceae.
CAAGUUUCCACUCAACUCGAGUAACACCUCCCCAGUCGAGAGCGCUUCCGACGGGAUCCCUUCAACGGACGUGAAGAAAGAUGGUCUUUGCAUGGGACUGGACUCAACGCGUCCUUGUGUCCGACAAGAUCGUGUACGUGGAAUGGCGGCAUGAACCUUCCACAACUUGGUUCUACGCGCGAGGACUGACUUCGUUCGACCUUGACGGGCACCUUCUCGACACGUCCACCCUGCGGCUUUGUCAGGUUAUAGAAUCACAUGUACAUCUGCUACGGCCAGGACAUCAGCUCUGCGUGUCUGUACGCACAUCCACAGACUCCAGCGUUCGCACCCGAGCCGUGUGCGUCCUGGCCUGCUACAACCUCCUCCACCAUCACACAUUGUCUGUUACAGACGCUUGGAUACCGUUUGACUCGUUGCACAUCGUUCCAUUCUUCGACAGGUUGUCGUGUCUGCAUGUCCUCGACUGCGUCCGCGGCGUCGACAAAGCCCGCGCCUGCGGGUUCAUACCCCCCGACCACCACCACGUCGACGCGCCUCCAUUCACAUGGCUGAGUAAGAAGGUCCUCACGUUUCCAAGUCCAUCGUGCACAUUGGACACGUUCAUGCCGUACUUCCACGCGCACAAUGUCACUUUGAUCCUGGCGCUGCAUCCCCCCGUCUACUGCUUCGACACGCUCGACAUCGAGUACAUGGACCUCAUCUGCCCUGACGACAUGCAUUCCGACGACAUCAUGCUCGGGCGCAUCUUAGACGCGAUCGAAAGCACCCCCGGGGUCGUGGCAGUGCACGGUCUCCACCGCAUACGGACGUUCCUUGGCGGGUACCUCAUGCGGACCCACGGGUUCUCCGCCGCGGAAGCGGCCGGCUGGCUCCAUGCGACCCAUCCUUACGACGUCGACGGAGACCAACUGUUUCCGCACAUGCUGAGAAGGUGGCAUGCCGUCCUCGACACCUCCACAGACACUAGACGAGAUGCCGACGCGCGGCCGCGCUCCAGUAGCUCGUUGAAGAUCAACAUCGGAGGCAUCAGCUUCGGGUCGUCGCUCCUCCUAGGCAGCUCCACGACCAAGUCCCAGGAUAAGAGUACACUGUCUAAGAAGAAGAAUGUUCCACCGCAGCUGGUCAAGACCUCGAGUCGGUCGAAUGACGUGGCAGAGUGUGGUGGCAGUACCAGUCGUGGUCAUAGUCGGGAGCGAAGCCUCAAGACCGCAACUCCAGUGCAAUCGUAGU